Molecule: messenger RNA, 562 nt
Organism: Thamnophis sirtalis
Lineage: Eukaryota; Metazoa; Chordata; Lepidosauria; Squamata; Natricidae
Source: RefSeq, a predicted model, not a curated record
UGUGCAACUGUAGCCCUAACCACAUUUCUGUUCCUGCACUGUUUUGCCCAGCAGUAGUUUUUGAUCAUUCUAAGUCAUUUGCUGAAUCUGGAGGACAGCAUGAAGCUGCUCACCACCUUUCUCUUUGUGAUCCUUCUAGCUCUUUGGAUGGGAUUCCCCUCCACAACCGGGAGUGACCUCCCAGCAGGAAAGCAGAGUCCAGAAAAGCCGGGGGAGUGUCUACCCGAUCCUUGCAUCUGCAAUACUCCUACAGUUUAUAAGUGCUGGGGAGAUAAUGAUUGCGAAGGAAGGAAGAAGUGUUGUAGAUAUUGUUGUACAAUGGAGUGUAGAGAUCCAAGGCUUCCCGGCUAAUGAAAGUGGUUUGAUGGUUCAAUGUAUUCAACAAUAUUUCAGCAUCUUUUUGAUCCCUUCAUAAGCCUCAAUGUCUCUUGAACAAGAGAUGAGAAGAGCAAGAUAUCUGCCACACUGCUUUACUCCUUGUUUUUUUCAGGGAACUUUUCUUUCUGCCUGUUUUGCUGAAUGUCUCACUUUCUGUCUUACAGCUUGCUAUUAUAUACAUAUU